This is a messenger RNA of Notothenia coriiceps (black rockcod), 1078 nucleotides long. Its product is annotated as zinc finger protein 704-like. Gene Ontology annotation, biological process: regulation of transcription by RNA polymerase II. Gene Ontology annotation, molecular function: DNA-binding transcription factor activity; RNA polymerase II cis-regulatory region sequence-specific DNA binding. Gene Ontology annotation, cellular component: nucleus. The annotation marks the transcript as partial. The record is from RefSeq and is a predicted model, not a curated record. The transcript has 2 exons. Lineage: Eukaryota; Metazoa; Chordata; Actinopteri; Perciformes; Nototheniidae.
CUCGGUCGGAGCAAAGCCCGGACUGGAGCUAACAGUAGCCGGAUCCGGAGUCACGCAACCGCCGUGUUUUCGACCAUUAACAGCAUCUACGUAGGAAAGUCAGUGGAUAAGGCUACAGAGAAGUGAUUUUAUUCGAUGUGUUUGCUUCUGCUAUUCAGUGUCCAUGUCGUAAACUCACGAAUAAACCACAUAUUUGUUAGAUCGUGUACAAACGUAACGUCGUGUCCUGCGUGGAGUUCUGAGUCCGUGUUUUCCCGCCACACCACGAGCUCGCAGGGAGCAGUGGCGAAAACAAACAGGUCGAAGAGACAGGAAGGUUGGUAGCCGGUUGGCUGUGGAGGUUGUUUAACGGCGAAUGAAUCGUGUUGUGUUGUCGGCUUUUGUCGGGUGCUAAUUCUAAGUUCUCUUCCAGUUUUCGGUGCUUUUGAGUAAGGUUCAUUUAAGACGCUGUUGGGAGUCUUCGCUCUCUGAGUAUGUGGCAGCUUUCUAACAUUUUACCAGGGCUGUUGGAUAGUAUACCCGUUGCGGUUUCGUGUUUUUCUCGACGUUGUUUACCGGUUAUAAUUCGACGUCUAAUGCUUUAAAUUCACCGGUUCACCGGCUCCGAAUUCAGUGGGACACUUUUAAACAUGCAUACGAGGCGUUUGGUGAAGCGGUCGAUCCUCGGCAGCCGCGUUUAUGCGCCGAGUCUGACGGGGGACGGUGCCCCGGUGACAGGAGUGGUCCAGGCUGUCAAGCAGGAAAACAGAGACGUGUCGACCGCAGGAUCCCGGUGCAGCGUCUACACCGUGCUCCUGCAGGACGGGAGCCUCAAGGAGUUCUCCGAGGAAGAGAUAGCCGCGGGCUUCAACAACACUGCAGCCAAAGGACCGCUCAAGUCCAGCUUGAAGCACUGCUUCAGUAACGGAGCUCCAGAGAGUCACCGGGGUGAGGGCGGCUCCCUCAGCCCCGAGGCAGUGGACGAGCAGCGGAUGGGGGACGGAAAGCGCGUUGGCCGGGACCCCGACACCCGAUCAGUGUCCCUGCUGGAGCAGAAACGCAAAGUGGUGUCCUCCAGCAUCGAUGUCCCUCAUGCCAG